Molecule: messenger RNA, 1725 nt
Organism: Corticium candelabrum
Lineage: Eukaryota; Metazoa; Porifera; Homoscleromorpha; Homosclerophorida; Plakinidae
Product: probable alanine aminotransferase, mitochondrial
Biological process (GO): biosynthetic process
Molecular function (GO): L-alanine:2-oxoglutarate transaminase activity; pyridoxal phosphate binding
Source: RefSeq, a predicted model, not a curated record
AUGUCUGAUGUUCUUACUCUUCGGGCGAUGAGAAGGUGGAUGCGAUCUUGCUACCGUUCUGUCGAGAACAGACGCGUCUGCAACAUCAACGCUAGCGACGCUCGCACGAGAUGUAGUCGGAGGUACUUGAAGUCGUAUGGAAUCAACCCUUUCAUCAGACAAACAGAGUAUGCUGUUCGAGGUGCCGUCGUAGACGCUGCCUACCUUGUGGAACAAAAACUAAACGAGAUGACUGCUCAUGACUACCCAUUUGAAAAGGUGAUAAAAUUGAAUAUUGGUAAUCCACAAGCUCUGGAACAAAGACCAAUAACAUUCAACAGACAACUUUUAGCUGCCUGUGCUUAUCCUGCUCUUUGGAGCAAAGGUAUCAUACCAGAUGAUGUUGUUGCAAGAGCAAAAGAGAUCUUAAGCUCGUGUGAUGGACAGAGUAUGGGAUCGUAUAGUGAUUCAAUGGGAGUGAGACUUAUAAGAGAACACAUUACCGAGUAUUUGGAGACAAGAGAUGAUCAUUAUACUAAUAUAAGUGACAUAUUUAUGCUUAAUGGAGCAGCUAAAGGAGUGAGGAUGAUAUUGAAACUUAUCAGUUGUGAUGAGGAAAGAGAAAAAAGUGGCGUAAUGAUUCCUGUUCCUCAAUAUCCGCUCUACUCAGCUUCACUUACUGAGUUCAACUUGCCAGCAUUUGCUAUAGAAGAAGGCAAGAAAUCAUGCAAACCUCAAGCAUUAGUUGUUAUUAAUCCAGGAAAUCCCACAGGACAAUGCUUGUCAGAGGCAAACAUGAUUGAAAUUGUCAAGUUUUGUGUUAAAGAGCAACUAAUAUUAAUGGCUGAUGAGGUGUACCAAGAUAAUGUGUAUUCAUCUGAGUUGAAGUUUAAUUCUUUCAAGAAGAUAGUAAGAAACAUGGGAUUGACAAAUGAAGACUUGCAGCUUGUAUCUUUUCAUUCAGCAUCCAAAGGAUUUGCUGGAGAGUGUGGUCAACGCGGUGGUUUUAUGGAGAUGUUGGGAUUUAGCAAUGUUAAGCAGCAGCUCCUAAAAAUAGCUUCGAUCAGAUCGUGCCCUGCAGUAGCUGGCCAGAUUGUAAUGGAUGCAAUUGUUAAAGGACCGAACAAGAGUGAUGAAUCUUAUGAACUGUAUGCGAAGGAAAGGAGUGAUAUUUUACAGUCUUUGAGAGCAAAAGCUCAGCUGGUGACUGAACAAUUGAAACAGACUGCUGGCAUUGAGUGCAAUCCUGUUCAAGGGGCGAUGUACGCAUUUCCAAAAGUUACCAUUCCAGAGAAAGCAAAAAUAGCUGGAAUGGUAACCAUACCUUUAGAACCAGACGUAUUCUAUUGUCUUGAACUUCUAAACAGCAAGGGAAUAUGUGUUGUACCUGGAAGUGGCUUCAAGCAACUCCCAGAAACAUAUCACUUUCGAAUGACCAUACUACCGACGUUCGAAGAUCUCAAAGGAAUAACUAGGGACAUUGCAGAUUUCCACCAAGACUUCACUGUCAAAUACUCCUAGCACGUUCAUACAGGAAAUAGUACGUUGUCAGACUGUUGAGCUGGCCCAUGUUUGUAAAAUCUGACUCCUGCAUGUUUAUAGUUAGUUGAAAAUGAAAUAUUACAGUAUCUUACACAAUUGACCAUGCCGUGGUAGCGUGGGCGUAACUAUGACGUUUGAGAAAGCGUUCAAUUAAUGUGACUGGCUAGAUUUACAUGUGACUUUGGGUUGAACAAUAAACAAUGU